Penicillium vulpinum is the source of this 1383-nucleotide messenger RNA. RefSeq lists its product as uncharacterized. Lineage: Eukaryota; Fungi; Ascomycota; Eurotiomycetes; Eurotiales; Aspergillaceae. The transcript has a single exon. Bases 1 to 1383 code for a protein of 460 amino acids. The record is from RefSeq and is a predicted model, not a curated record.
AUGUCAACACUUCUUCAACAAUCCUUUCGUGGUAAAAGGCUACCACCAGUACCGGCUGGGGCUUCUGUGUACCACCAUGACCCUCUUUUAUAUGUUGAGCGUCAAACAAGACACAUACAGCGCAAUCUCCAAGUCCUGAUAGAUGCCCAAAGCGAUGGCCUUCUCUCUGUUCUCGGUGGGCCUCAAAGCGAUCAUAUCUCAACCGGAAGUUUGACUCCAACGUUGUCCUCAAAUGCAAGUCGAUCACAGUCCUCAUCCACGGUGCCUACUAGGCAGCCUCCACCCAAGAAAAUUGGACUUCGGGCUGCGCGAGAGGGCAUAUUUCAAUCAAUAUAUGAUCUACUGAAGUUACGAGAAGAAGAACGAGAGAUCCUCACAUCUCAGACCAACGAAAGAGACAACGCGCUGCAUGAUAUCGAAAGCUUCCUCUCAAGAAGAAAUGGUCUAGAAGAGGCCAUUAACACUAUACAUGGAGACGAAGAGAGCCGACGUUCAAAGCAACUAGAAGAAGAGGCUCGGGACCUCGAGGCUGACAUGCAUGAAUUGGAGACCAGGCUGUAUGAGAUGAAAGCUAAACAUCGACACCUUUUGAAUGAGAUAUCAAACAUCAGCAACUCGGUCGACGCCAAGCUUUCCUCUUAUACCGAAUCUUUGUCUUUGCUCGAGUCUGACAUCCGAAACUACCUCCGCGACCCUCCUCUCCAACCGUUGUCGCGAAGUUCAGGCGAAUCUACCUUUCACUCUUUGAACCCCAAACGUCGCACACUUGACAUGGCCCAGGAUCAUUGGAAUACCGAACAAGUCAGUUUACACAAUAGGCAACAGAAAGUGGAUGCUGAAAUACUGGCACUGGAGGAAGGAGGCGGAGUAUGGAAACAAGCGGUGUCUGAUGUCACUGGCUUCGAGAAGCGCUUACAAGCCAACAUGCGACAUUAUGUUGAGAUGACCACAGCAACGACCGAGUCCGGAGGAUCCACACCGACAGGUUACAAAGACGGGCUUGUGCGAAGUAUUCUGGAUGACUUGGAUAAAACCACUCACCGGGUCCAAUCACAUCUAGAGCUCGCCGAAGACAAGGACUGGAAGCUAUUAGUUUGCUGCAUUGCAGCCGAGCUAGAGGCCCUGCGAGAAGCAAGGGGCUUGCUUCUUCCCGCCUUCGGCCUCCCGGGACCUGAAGACGAUGCACCCCUGCACUCUACUUCUCCCAGAGCUUCUCUCCUGGUAGACCACGGCUUGGAGAGGGCCCAUGAGGACUUGCGCGCAAGUCCGCUAGAAAAUGAUGACCCAGAACCUCCAGCGGAUCUACUCAAGGAUACAGAUCCCCAUCAUUCGGAUACUAGGUCGGAAGAAGAUGAUGAGCCAGAUCCGUCCUGGCUGACCUGA